AUGGACGCUGAUAGCAGUUAUGGUGGUAGUGAUACUGCACAAGACCCUCACUCCUCCUUAGAUAACUCACACAACUCCCAAAAUGGCAAACACGAACAUGUUGAUAAAAUAACGACGGCUGUGCAUAUCAUGCCCGACACGGAAAGAGAGAACCAACCUCCUGAUGACCACUAUUAUCACAAGAAUGAAAUUACAGUUCCUGUUAACUUAGAUGAGACGGAUUUAAAAAAUAAUGCCGAUACCAAAUUGCCGCAUUACCUGGCCACGGCGAAUAUAGAUAUCAACGAAUCUCUAGAAAAUCACAGUAAUUUAGAAGAAAUGAAUAGAAAUUAUAAAAGUCAACACAAACUAAAUGACAGUUUUUCGAGAAAAUCCAAAAACGAAUCACCAAGUGGAAUUGACAAUCCAGCAUUUGUAGAAGAUGUAAAAAGCACUUUUAACAAUGAUAUGCCAUAUAGUAAUGGAUUAGUUCCAGAUCCAACAAAGUCUAACAAUCACGAACCCGUAACGGAAGCAGUCAAUUUAGAGCUGAUAAACAUGAAGCCAGGUAGUGCCAUUCAUAACGGCCUCAAGGGUUACGAUACCGCCGGAAUGACUACUAUCCCUUUGAAAAAAGAAGACGAAGACGUUCGGAAUCCUUACGACGAGUAUUUCGUGCCGGUGAAUGAACACAGGAAGUUCAUGAGGGGCGAAAAGUUAUAUCUAACAAAAGAUAAUAGAGUGGAAAAGAGGAAAAAUAAGUGGAUUUGUUGGACACUAUGUAUCAUUAUAGUAGCUAUAGCUGUAUUACUUGGAAUUUUGGCAGCAACUGGCAUCAUAGGUCAUCAAACAGAAUUACCUCAAGCAGUAGAAUCAAGUGGCAGAAGUUUCGAUAACAACACACCAAUAGAGAAAGGAGGUUUAAGUAUACCAGGAGUCAAAGAAAAACCACCUUUAACGCCUGAACCGCCUUUAUCCACCGUUGGUUCGAUGUUACCGACCACUGAUGAAUCUCAGAUUAUAGUUCCUCGAGUUCUAGAAUCCGAAUUUAAGAUUGACAACCUAGAUUUUAACCCAGAUAUGUUUGAUAAGACAAGCACUGAAUAUAAGGCUUUAUCUGAAACGUUAAAAAGACAGAUACAAGAAUCUUUGCUGUCUGAUGAGAGACUGAAAUAUGCACCUGAGAAAUUUGAAGUGAAAAUUAUGGAAUUUAUGCCUGGUAGUGUUAUUGUCAAAUACAGAAUCACUUGGAAACCAAGACAACGCCCUCAAGAUGAAGAAACUGCUACAACAAAUACUGCAGACCCUAUAGAUGAAAACUCUCUUAGCAGAAUUAUAUCAGAACAACUAAAAUCAAAUAAUGAUCUUAUGGGCGAAUACCACAUUCCAGAAACGUCAAUCAGAUCUCAAAGAAUACUUGAUCAGUGCAAAAUACAAAACAAUGGCUGUGAACAUCUUUGUAUUUUCGAUUAUAAUAACUUGGAUUUUCUGUGUGUCUGUCCUGAUGAUAAACAUCUUAGUUCAGACGAAAAACACUGCAUAGAUAGUAUACCGAUUAUUUCUGAACUAGACAUGCCCAAUUUAGAAAACGAACCAGACACCAAAGCCGAACCAGAACCCUUACCCGAACCUGAACCUCAACCCACACCCGAACCUGAGCCUAUAUCAGAACCUGAGCCAAAAUCAGAACCAGAACCUACACCCGAACCUGAACCCAAAACAGAACCAGAACCUACACCCGAAACUGAACCUAAAACAGAACCAGAACCUACACCGGAACCUGAACCCAAAAUAGAAACAGAACAUACACCUGAAGUCAAAGCAGAACCAGAGCCAAAAGCCGAACCUGAACCCACAGCUGAACCAGAAUCUAAAGCAGAACCGGAACCAUCACCAGAACCACAACCAGAACCUACAAUUGAACCGGAAAUUAAAACAGUAAACGUGCCAGUAUCUGAGUGGGAACAUCAAGCUGAGCCUGAACCAAGUUCAGAACCAGAAGCUACGCCAAAACCAGAACCUGAAGCUACAGAAAUGGAAAAGAUUUCACGACUGGAACUUGAAUCUAAAACUGAAGCAACAUCAAACGAAGAAAUUAAUGAUGAACAUACACUUAAAAUAGAACGUAUUCCCAAAGUAGAACAAGAAACUCAACAAGACAUCGAACAUAUGAGAAGUUUCUACAAUCAGAGUCCUACACACUCAGACGUUCACGUCGUGGAAAUGCAGACUUCUUUACCUACUACUACAAAGGAUUAUUCAUCCGAUGUUAUAAUUCCACUGUCAGAUAAUGAUGACAAUCACGUUUCUGAUGAACCGCAAGUAACUACUAAGAAGUCGCUAGAUUCCGUGGAUAACGGAAUCCCUCUAGAGUCACGGACGGAAAAAGCCACAGAAGAACAUCGAAGUUUCUCAAAGGAUAGUUCAGACUCAGAAAACUUCUUCCUAAAUCCUGUACUAGCAGAUUCGAUAACCACUACCACUUCCACUGAAAGUUCUGGCGAAGAAACUCAACCAAAGGAGAACAAGAAUAUUAAUGAGCACGAUAUAUUUAAUAAUACAGAUGAAUCAAGUACCCACGAGCACGAAGAAGAGAACAUUUCAACAGAAAAAGAACCGUCCGAUGCUAGUAUCGAUUCUAGUUCCACAGACCAAGAUGAUUGGGAAGAAGUUAUGCGUAAAAUUUUCACUCCUCCUGCUGAAAUUCACAUUGAAGGUACUACCGAGAAAAAUACAGUCUAUAUGGUUCCAAUUCUAAACGCUUCUGUAAAUACAGAGGAGUAUAGAGAACCAAAGAUUCAAGAACUUCACAUUAACCCUAUAAAUUCAUCUAACUCAGAAAAUAAGACAGUGCAUCAGAUUACUGACUCAGUGGAAUCGUCUGAACCCGGCCACGAUGAAUACAUGAAUCCAUUCCUACCAGAACUCGACAAUGAUACCUUCGUCAACUCUUUACACUCAGAAGAGCACUUUGUUGAUCACGAUAACCACGAUAACGUUUCUACCAUCAAACCAUCGUCAGGGGAACAUCAUAACGAAACCAGUAAAGCAGCACCCUCUGAUCAACAUGGCGACAGGCUGGUUAUUGCUUCUGUUCAUGAGAAUAAAAACGAAGAAGUAUCUACACUGCCAUCAAUGGAUACGGAAGAUACAGUCAAGUCAACUAAUCCACCUUCUUUGGAAUUCGAUCAAAUGAACCGAACAAAUCCAUUCGAUAACAACACGGCCGACGCCACAAAACUGAAGGAAGAAGAAAAAUCUUCCAGCGAAGAAUUAGAAAUCGAGCCUUUAAAACCGGAGGUAAUGAUCAUCAUUUCUGACAAAAAUGAAAUGACCUCCGAAUUACCAGCUACCACAGAAUAUAUUACUACAGAAGGUAAUAGAAUCUCAGAGAACUCUAAUAUACAAAUCAAAGACGACGCAAUAAACACUAGUACUGAUUCAUCUUCUAUGAAUGAACAUCCUAUGGAUACCACAACAAAACUUGUGGGCGGUAUUGAUAAUGCAAUCACUAUAAUUGGCACUACAAAUACAUCAAACGAAAAUAUCGAACCUGAAAAUCACACUGAGAUUCAAAAUAAUGUAAAUCAAGAAAUUCGCAUUGAUGAAAUCGUGAAUAAAGACAAAACUACUACAGGAAAAUCUGAAAUUAACAGUAUACAUGUUGCCUCAGAAAGUGUAGAUAUGAACGAAACCAAACUUACAACCACUGAAAAAGUAACCACUGAACAUGACAAUAUUAACGUUGUAAAUUCCUCCGAGGUGAUAACCGAUAGUACAACGAAUAAUAGUUUUAGUCAAAUUCAUAUAGCUGAAGUACUACCAACCGAAAAAACCAAAGAAUCUGAUACAAACCAAACAGAAAUCCGCAUUGAAGAAAAUAUCACCACAGUUCUUCCAGACAUGAAAAACGAUUAUUCCACUGAGCCUCCUAAACAGAUAACAACUUUGCCAGCGGAUAUUAUCAACAACAUUCACAGCAAUAGUUAUUUUGAUGAAAUAGUUCAACAUGAUGAUGUUGUGACAUCAGAAAAUUCAUCUUCUGUUGAAAGUACAGCAAAUUCUUCAAACGUUAACAAUUUUAACGUGAUCACUUCUAGUACUGAGGAUCUCAUUGCUUUGGAAACAACAACGAAUAUAGAAGGAACGACUAUUCCAGAUAUUGAGGAAAAUGACCUAAAGAAGUCAAACAAACCUGAACCAACAAUGAUAGUAGCAGAAGAUAUUGAAACCGCUACCACAGUAGUAAACGUAAAAAACAUCAAUGAAGAAAAAGAAGAAGAAAACGAAAUUUCAACCCAAACCAACCAAGUAACAACUAUGGAUCCAAAGCUAUACGAAGUAAAGGAAACUGUUGCAGAUGUGACUACUACAGAGAAGUUGUUUGUUACGCAGAAAACAACCACUGAGUCCAGAGAGAUCGAAGAUUCAACGGAAGAACUAGGCAUAAUUCCUUUAAGCGAAGAUACCUCAUCCGAAACACCGAAAAAAAAGAAAGAUUUGUCCUUCGAAAAUAACGAGAUCUCAGACGAAAAGAUUGACAGCAGCAAUGAGAAACUCAAUGAAAUUUCUCGCAAAAAGGAUCAAGUGAUACCAGUUACCGAAGACUUUGUAUUGCCUAAGGUUUCCAGAUGUUCUCCAGGACAGUUCCAGUGUUUAAAUGGAACUUCAGUUAAAGAUAGCAGUUACUGUAUUCCAAUCGGUGACAGAUGUGACUCUGUUUUGGAUUGUACUGAUGGUUCUGAUGAAAUCCAUUGUAUGGAGGAAGGAUGUCCCAAUAAUUAUCAGUGUGCCAGCAAACAAUGCCUAAAGCGACAUCUUGUAUGUGAUGGCAUUUUGAACUGUAAUGAUGGAAGCGAUGAGACCAAUUGUGAAUCAUGGACAUGCAGCCCUGACGAAAUAUCAUGCGGUCCUUCAAACCGCUGCAUCCCCGCCUCUUGGAAAUGUGACGGUAGAAAACAUUGUCCAGACGGGUCCGAUGAGGAUGGAUGUAUAACUACUGGUCCAUGUCCUGGGGAAUCUUUCAGAUGCUCCGAGGAUAGCAGCUGUAUACCUAAUUCAUGGAGAUGUGAUGGACUGUUGGACUGUGCCGGUGGAGAAGAUGAAAUGAAAUGCGCAUGUACUGAUGAAGAGUUCAAAUGCCAGAUAGGAGGCGGUUGUAUUCCCAUAUCCAAUCGUUGUGACGGUAUUGCUCAGUGCUCUGAUAGAUCUGAUGAAUGGAAUUGCCUGAAAUUGGAGAAUUUAAUCAUAAAGGUUACAGAUUCCAAUGACAAGAAGAUAUUACAGGUUCAAGCAAAGAACAACACUUGGUACCCAAUCUGUAUGGACUGGACGAUAUGGAAUACAACCUACGCUGACUUGGUAUGCCAAAAAUUAGGAUAUACAGCUUCAGCUACCUUAGAGUCCGUCCCAGAACCUAAGAACUCCACGUCAAAGAUAAGCUAUAAUUUGAAAGUGAUGACUGAGCAUGACGAGUCUCUGCAGUUUAUAGAAAAUAUUGUGCCGAACUGUGAUCAGUAUGUCUCUAUUAGUUGUCAAGAAUACGUUUGCGGAAGUUCCACCAACUUAGAUCUGCCCUCAGCUCGAAUAGUGGGCGGAGAAAAAGCAUCUUCCUCGCAGUGGCCAAGUCUUGCGCUCCUUUAUAACAAAAAGAGCAAUAUUUACUGCACCUCAACUUUGGUUACACCUCUUUGGGCAGUAACAAGCUACUCCUGCGUAGUUGGACACACAUCUCAACCCAUCAACAACGAUGAGUGGCUGCUUUACGCGGGAGGUACCAAUAAAGGCGACAAUUUUACUAGUCAGGUUAGGAAGUUGACGGAAAUAGUAGUUCAUCCACAAACGAAAUUCUCAAAUUUUGGUUUUAAGAAUGAUGCCGUUUUGCUCAAGUUAAGAAAACCAGUACAUAUCAAUAUAAAUGUUAGUUCUGUUUGUUUACCAAAUAGUGAAAUAGAACCAAGACAGUUGUGUGUUGUAGCUGGAUGGGGCAUCAAUAAACCAGGAGAGCCCACUAUACAGCAAUAUCUGCAUUACCUCCCAGUCCCAUUGAUAGAUACAAAUGAGUGUAAUUCAACUAAACAUUACAAUGGAAAAGUUACAGACGACAAAAUAUGUGCAGGAUACAUAGAUUCUGACAAAACACCGUGUUUUAAUGACGAAGGAGCACCUCUGAUGUGCUUCUCCGACAAAGCCGCUAUCUGGGAACUUCAUGGUUUGCUCAGUCAUCACGGCAACUGCGGAAACAUUAACAAACACCCAGCUAUAUAUACAGCUGUUAAUCCAAGUCUGAGAUCGUGGAUGGUUAACGUCAUCGGUCGGCAAGCUUUUACAACGUCGUAA
Diabrotica balteata is the source of this 6318-nucleotide messenger RNA. Lineage: Eukaryota; Metazoa; Arthropoda; Insecta; Coleoptera; Chrysomelidae. The record is from the annotation of a GenBank genome assembly.